GCACCUUCACCACCUUCUGACGUCGCAGCUGCCGCAUGGACGGCGAGGAUGGACACGAAAGGAGGCGAGGACGGAGCGGCCAUGUUGAGUGAAUGAAUGAAUGAAUCGGUGAUUUCAUGUUUGCAGGUUGGGUCCAUGAUGGAGUCGUCCCACCUCCUGGCCGCCGCUAAGAAGCGCGUGAAGAUCCACCCUCACACGGUCACCGCCAAGUACGCUACACACCCCCCCUACUCCCCGCAGCCUGGAGGCCACACCCACUUCCCCCAGCCCGGGGACGAAGGCUACGACGACGCGCCGUCUUUUGAGGACUUCGGCUCCUUCCUGGAGGAGACCUCGGACCGGAAGCCGCUGUCGGAGGCCAAGCCGUGGCCCCUGAGUCUGUUCGGGUCCAAGGACAAGGAGAAGGGCGCCGCCCCGAGACCCCAGGCGGACUGCAGCGGCGAUGCCGCAGCCAAGGUGGCGAAAGCCUCCGGGAAAGGAGUCGGGGAGCAGCUGGCCAGUUUCGGGGAGGCCUCCGUGUCCGCGUCCCGGCUCACCUGGGUCGGAGUUCUGGGGGCGGCGCUGGCUAACGGCUGCGUGAUUAUUCUGACUCGUGUGGCGUCGGAGCGGCUGGGCUUGGGCGCCAUCUUUCUUCUCUUGGUGCGCUGCGUGGUGCAGCUGCUGGCCGUGGUCGUGCCGCUCCACCGGGGGGAGAACCCUUUCGGACCGGAAGGCUACCGUCUGCGUCUGCUGGGUUACGGCGUGGCCUACUCCCUCUCGCUCUGCUGCGCCUACUCCUCGCUGACCUUCGCCAACCCAGACACAGCCGCCACCACCUGGCGCCUGGCGACCACGGCGCUGUCAGCCGCCCUCGCCUUCCUGCUGCUGGAGGAGCGUCUGGGCCUGGCGGACGGCAUCACCUUAGGGGCGGGACUGUGCGGCUUGGGGGUUCUGCUACUUCCGGCUGCAGAUGAGAGCAACUCCGACUCCCCGACUGACCCGGUGGUGUUCUGGAGGGGGGCCUUCGGGUGGUCGCUGGCUGCCCUCGCCGGGCUGUGGAUGGCCCUGGCCUUAGUUGGGUACCGCUCCCUGAAGGAGCGAGUGGGCGUGGCCACGGCUCUGUUCACAGUGAGCUGGACUGGAUGCCUGCUGGCCCCGCUGGCGCUGGUUCUGCUCCAGGAGGGCUGGUCUUGGCCCCAGGGAGCCCAAGCCUGGGGCCUGAUCCUGGGCUUGGUGGCCUGCUCGGCCGCCGCCUUCCUGGGGGUGACCCACGGCCUGGCCCGCCUCCACCCGGCGCUGGUGUCUGCCUGCCAAAGCAUGGAGGUGCCGCUGGCCACGGCGCUGCACCUGGCCUUGCUGCCCAUGGCGCCUACCGCCACCGAGGUGGUGGGGAACACCAUGGUGAUACUGAGUGUAGGCUGGUUGGUCGCCGUCAAGCUGCUUCCCUCACGCGGCGCCGGGCGGCGCCACCGGGAGGAGUACGAGGAGAUCCUGGACUCGCCCAUUAAAUAAAGACUAAAUACCUCUGCCAAGCACAAAGUUCAUGAACUGAUCGCCAUUUCUUUGUUUCAUGGCCACUUUUACUCGACUUUAUUACCUCUGCCAAGCACAAAGUUCAGUAUCCAUCGCCAUUUCUUUACCGGGUUUUCUGCUCCGCCGCUCCCAGUCUGUGGAACGCUCUCCCUGACCACCUGAGGGUACCACAGACUGUGGAUGCAUUUAAAAAAGGCUUAAAAACCCUUCUUUUUAAAAAAGCCUUUUUUUUUUUUCUUUUUUUUUUAGAUAUAUGCAUACUAGUUUUAGCUAUUUGGCUGUUCUACUUUUUAUUAGGGACCGAGUCCCUUUGGGACAGAGGACCCUAUUGUAUUUCUAGCGUUUUAUUAUUAUUAUUCCGCCACCUCUUUGAGCUGUAAUUUGACCCCCUUAACAUGCUCUAAAACUCACCAAAUUGGACUAGCGAAAAUUGCGAUCUAAUCAAAAAACCAAACCCCAAAACUCAAAAUUGCGCUCUAGCGCCCCCUAGGAAGAAAACACAGACAAAACUGCCUGUAACUUCCAGUAGGAAUGUCGUAGAUACAUGAAACAAAAACCUCUAUGUAGGUCUCACUUAGACCUAGAUUCCAUACACUGACAACCCUCAGCAAAAAUCUACAGGAAGUUUGCAAUUCCCCCUUCAAAACAAAAGUUGAGUAAAAACAGUCACCUUUUUUCAAACAUUAUCUCCUCUGAGCGCGUUUGUCGUGUCGGCUUCAAAUUAGCACAGGAGAGAGAUUGAACCCUUCGGAUUAAAAGUUGAUGAAAGAGUUUUAAUUACUGCUCCGGUUUGGAUUUUAUGAGCCGUCAAAGUCGGUCCCGUCCAUCGCUGCUUGCAGUUUUUUUUUUUUUUUAAUUAUUUUAUUUAUUUUUAAUACACUGUAGCACUUUGAGGUUGUUUACUCAAUGUAAAGUGCUUUUUACAAAUACAAUCUAUUAUUAUUAUUUUUUUGUUUCAUGGCCACUUUUUCCCCGGCUCGCUUGAUGCCAACAACAACAAGAAGGACAAUAAAUUAUUUCACGGUUCUGGGAACAAUCAAGUCGUGAGUCCAGGCUUGUUUCUGACAUUAUGGAACGCCCGCUUUUGGCUCCAAGAUGUGGGCGGGGCUAGAUCGGCCCGCUGACGUCACAGACGGAAGACAAUAUUUCACGACGCAUCGUUUCGUGUUUUUGUUGUGUCGUCAUGUCGAAUGUUCGCGCAAAAUUGGAAGAAAAAGUGCAAAAUACCCCAGAGGGGAAGACAAAGUGUGUAAAUAUUGUGUACAUUAAAUGUUGUUGAACAA
Molecule: messenger RNA, 2795 nt
Organism: Nerophis lumbriciformis (worm pipefish)
Lineage: Eukaryota; Metazoa; Chordata; Actinopteri; Syngnathiformes; Syngnathidae
Gene: slc35g2a
Product: solute carrier family 35 member G2a
Cellular component (GO): membrane
Source: RefSeq, a predicted model, not a curated record